AUGGCGGCGUUGCAAGCAGAGCUCGAUGCCUUGAAGGCCAUCUCGCGCUCUUUGCUUAUCCAGUUCGAGAGAGGAUCCAAAACCUCAGAGCAGCUGCAAUUAUUACUCGACGCUACGAGCAGCCUUCAGGUCGCUAUUCUGCAACCAGAUUUUCGCAGAAGAAGUGAUGCAUCACGAAUUUCCAGGGAUAUCCUUGACCUAUCGAGGUUGGCGGAAGAUAAUCUUGAAGCCUUGCAACAUUUGAUUCAUCCAAAUAGAGACCGUAGGCCAAGCCGAAGCCCAAGGUCUGGGGCGGAGGAGAAGUCAAGAAAUCAGAACAUAUUUUCGAAUCUUAAAAAGCAUGCCCAUGCCUUCCAAAGAUUGUCCGACUAUAUUACCAACAGGGAGGACUGGACACGACUAGCACCCAAAGCACCCAAAGCGCCGCGAGCACUUUCCUCCUCCCCCGAGGCAUCUUCUCGUCUGCAGCCCGCAGAGAAGGGAAAAGAAACUACCUCGGCCCCAAUUAGUCCUUAUCAGCCAACAGUGGAAGACGUCGAUGACACCGAUGGUGAGGAUGAAGUCAAGUACAAUGUCGAACAUGUGCACUACGUACAUAAAGAAGACUCCUCAGUCAUCGACCCCGCCAAGGUUGAGCAGACGCAUCCCAAGAGGACGAGUCAUCCACAAACACCCCCCCAGGUGGUAAUUAGGCAAGCUACAGAUCCGAAGCAAUUUGAACCAUCAUCGAGCAAGGUUGCUGCAUCCUCCGCUUCGCCGCUCAAAACGGCUGCCGGAGUUAACGAUGUCGAUGGCGCGGCAAAUAAAGCAGUGCAGGACACCGAGGUCAAUCAAACCUCUUCACUUCAGAAGCGCGACAGUCAUGCUGAUCGUCCAUUGUCUAAGUCUUUACAGGAACUCGAAGACGAAAUUGCUCGACUCAACAGAAAGCUUCAGGAGAAAUAUUCAGAAGGAGCAACCAGCACGUCUGAUGCCGCAAAACCGGAAAGCGGCAAAUGGACGUCAAGUGGUAAGCACAAAAGCGUAGAUCUUGGCCGUACCAAUAGCCUAUUUGGGGAUUCCGGAAGUCGUCGACCACGAUCCUCGACAUCGCAAAAUGCAGAACGUCCACGCUCAUUUGUUGAGGGCACAGCAUUUGAUCCUGGAUAUAAACCAGAUAUGUUACCACCUGCACUGCCUGAAGGUCUCAGAAGAGCAUCAUCUAUGAAAUCUCGUCCAUCACUAUCGCGCUCUCCUAGAUCAGCUCCUUUUUCUCCCUAUGAUCCUCACGUGGAUACAUACUGGGACUACGGGUAUCCGCAUGGUGCAACGAACAUGUACGGUCCAGAUCCGCGCACAUCUUUGCCAACUGUUCUGGAGAGCGGGAAACGUGAUCAUAGAAGCGCACGCACUGGGAGGAUUGUGCCAAAAUUUCAUUUUGAGAAUCCCAUGGACACCUUCGGCGACUUCUUUAGGGAAGAAGACCCUGGCAUAGCGGACUUUCCUCUGUUUGGCCCUUCUGUCCAACCACCCCUAAAUCAAGGACGAUCUCGUGGCAACUCUCGAGCCCAGAAUGAAGCCUCCCCUAAUCCUAAGCCUUAUAUCAGCCCGCGUCAAUUGCAUGAGAGCCUACCAAUUGAGCCAGACGUUCGCCAGAUCAGUGUAUCUCUUGAAGACAUGUUUUACGGUGUCAAAAAGAAAUUUCGAGUAAAACGGGACAAGUACAAUCCCCAAACGGGCAUCAUAACACAAGAAGAGUGCAUAAUGGAAGUUCCCAUACCUCGAGGUCUCAAACCCAAAAGCAAAAUCAAGUUUGAAGGCGCAGGCCAUGAAACCCGGGAGGGUACGCGAGAACUUCACUUUGAAUUGGUCGAGAAACAGCAUCCUGUUUUCACGCGUUCAGACUACGAUUUACAUUGUACACUUGAGAUUACACUUGUUGAGGCACUUUGUGGCUGGGAAAAGUCCAUCACAAGCAUUUGUGGUAAGGAAGUUAUAUUUUCGCAUCCUGGACCCACGCCUGCUACGUGGCACGAGGAACGUGCAGGGCUAGGCAUGUGCACGUUCAAAGAUCCAUCUAUAAGAGGCUAUCUUGUCGCAAGCGUCAGCAUUCGGGGGGCCUAA
Messenger RNA from Verruconis gallopava, 2103 nucleotides. RefSeq lists its product as uncharacterized. Gene Ontology annotation, molecular function: protein-folding chaperone binding. The coding region runs from base 1 to 2103 and encodes 700 amino acids. Gene Ontology annotation, cellular component: cytosol. Gene Ontology annotation, biological process: translational initiation. The transcript is spliced from 3 exons. The record is from RefSeq and is a predicted model, not a curated record. NCBI's taxonomy places the organism in Eukaryota, Fungi, Ascomycota, Dothideomycetes, Venturiales, Sympoventuriaceae.